This is a messenger RNA of Toxorhynchites rutilus septentrionalis, 2319 nucleotides long. RefSeq lists its product as uncharacterized. The transcript is spliced from 7 exons. The record is from RefSeq and is a predicted model, not a curated record. Gene Ontology annotation, molecular function: chitin binding. Bases 28 to 2118 code for a protein of 696 amino acids. NCBI's taxonomy places the organism in Eukaryota, Metazoa, Arthropoda, Insecta, Diptera, Culicidae. Gene Ontology annotation, cellular component: extracellular region.
UUUCGGAAAAGUAAUUGUUGUAACGGAAUGAACUUCAAGAUACUAUCUAUUUUUCUGAUGGUGAAUUAUGCCGUUUCGAUUGAACCGGUCGAUUCCCUUAUUGUGCGGAAUGCGAAGCGUUCGUGCUCAAAAAUAGAAUAUUACGAUAGGUUGAGACAAAGAUGUCGAGACUUUCCAGGCGGAGGAUAUCUCGUGAUUGUAGACCACUCUGCGAAAUGUGCCAACGGAGACCGAGGACUGCAUAAAUUCAAUCGAAACGAUUUCUACUACGUAUGUCACCCGGAAGGUGUGAUGAUUGGGAUGUGCCCUACUGAUAUGGUUUUCAGCGAAAUUGAGAAGAAGUGCGUUCAAAAGAAUGAAAACUCGACACCUACGAUACGAAUCUACGAUGAGUCGAAGGAUUGUGGUGUGGUGAUUCCAAACUGCAACAGUGCUGGAAUUUUCUCCGUCCCCUCCAAUUGCUCCUACUACUACGACUGUCAACAGUUCAACUAUGAUUAUCAUCAGUAUGUAUAUAAGUGUCCUCACCAGACGAUGUUUCAUCCGGAUUUGCAUCGCUGUACAACAAUGACUCGAUGCUAUCCCGAUCAUUAUGACAUUUUCGAUCGAUUUGACUAUGAUUACUUUCCUCGAUGUGUUCUACCAGGUCAGUUUCGGACAUCAAAGGACUGCAGUCUGUACUAUAGGUGCAUACCAAAUAUGGAUGGAUCGUUUUUCCAAAUUAGAUAUGAGUGCCCCCCAACAAUGUUUUAUGACAGAGAAACGGAGCGUUGUGAAAUGAGACAAUCUGAUAAAUGUGAAUACAUAAUUUGGGAUGAUAUCAUAAACGACUAUGCUUCGAAACAUAACAUGUCGAACAACAUCGACCAUCUUCAGAACACGACUGUAAUCAGCACCAUAAACACGACGAUAGCUACCAGUUCCCCGCCAACUCGAGUGAUAGAGACAACUGAACAAGCGACGAUGACUGACGAGUCUAUUGCCACACUAUCCACACCAAUCAACAUAAACCAAAUAUCGAGUGAAACGAAUGUUCAGGAUGAUACAAGUUCUACUAUUCAGUACAGCGAUUUAACGAUAUUCACCGAUCUGUAUCAAACUAAUGAAACCACCGACGAAAAUAGGUUUGAUUUGAGUCGCGUUGCGUCUACUAGCGCAGUAACAACACAAUCCGAAGACAUUACCCUUGUAUCUACACUGGAGACAGAUCCAAGCACAACGAAUACAGCACUUCCCGCUUUACAAACCACGGAUGAACAGACAUUUCUUGCAGAAAGCUCGCAAUCCUUCACAGACACUGUAUCGACGGUAGCUCCCGAAAGUUCGACCGAAACAACGGAAGACAACGUUGAAGAACCCACUCGAAUGCCAUCUACUUUUCUAACCAACCAAACCCAAUUAACCACUUCAAAACCACCUAUGCAAACGACAGUCGUCGCUAGCAGCUCUACAACACUUUCUGAUUCUGAUGGCUACGAGCACUUCACAUGGGAUGAUGAACAUUGGUCCAGACGGCCUCACAGUCGGACCACAGCAGAGCCUAGGGUCCAAUACCACCCGGAACAGCAAUCAUUCGAAGAAACUGAUUCCGAUUAUUGGGAUGACGGGAAGGAGCACAAAUUCCCGGGAACUGUAAUAUAUUCGACUAUCGAUGUGACUACUGAUGCAGAAGUUAGUACACCGAAUGUAACGACCUCGAGUCCUGGUGAAUCAACACGGCAGACCACAAAUUCCGGGAUAAGCACGACAGAGCGCAAGGGAGUCUGUCCAACCGAAUUAUCCACGACCGAUUGCGAUACUUCUUCUGAUCCCGAACUUCCAACAGAUGAUAAGCGAACACCGGGUCAUACAUUCCCCCUCGAUUCGGAUGAACUCACUAGUCCCAACAAGGAAGAACCAGUUGUAUGCUUCAAUAAUGAUGCCGGUGGACUAACGUGUGAUGGCAUACGGGGUAAACGUGGAGGAAGUUUCGUAAUUCCCGGGUACAUAAUACGCUAUCGUCAGAGAAAAAACGAAGGACUAGCGUCGAAGCCAGGUUUAGAUGCAAAAAUCAACCUACGGCUGAGCUACCCCACCUCGUACUUAAUUGAAGCUAUCGCGAGGCAGCGAAGUUCUUGAGAAAAGAAAAGCUUGUAAUUCAUUGUAACGAAUAUUUAUUGUUGCUAGCGGUAAAAUAAUAAUAAUAUAGUUAUGUUAAAGCAAUAAUAACUCAUGUAAUCUAGCUCAAACUGCUGCUCUUCUGAGAUUUUUGUCCAACUUUAGCAGAAAUAGGAGCUGGCAAUUCUACACCGGCCUUUUCAUAGAUCUUAGGAAUGGAGC